AAAAAAAAAAUCUUUUCAGUAGAAGAUUUCGAUUAGAAAUAGGCUACUGGCUGAUUAAUUGUUACCCCACUCUUAGGAAAGAAUCUGUUUGUGUUCUAAAAAUGUUAUUUGGACUGCCAUUACUGAUUCUUUUAUACACAAAUUACAGAGUGGAGAGUUCGCCUGUGAUCUUCAGUGCGUUUGAUGAGGAUGGACCUGAAGAGGCUUGGGAAAAGCUGGAGGCGCUCAUAAAGACUUCAUCUGAGGGAGACUGGCAUUCUGAAGUGUCUAUCGUUUCUAGCCUGUCUGAGACCAAAGAAAUGAGUCCAUGGCUCUCACAAAAAUUGCAACAGGUUGUAUGGGCCCCUCAAAAAUGCAAAAAAUUGCUCCAUUGGUGUCUGAACAGCAGGUUCCAGUGGUCCCUGUGCAACCUCAACAGCAGGUUCCAGUGGUCCCUAUGCUACCUCAACAGCAGGUUCCAGUGGUCCCUGUGCUACCUCAACAGCAGGUUCCAGUGGUCCCUGUGCUACCUCAACAGCAGGUUCCAGUGGUCCCUGUGCUACCUCAACAGCAGGUUCCAGUGGUCCCUGUGCUACCUCAACAGCAGGUUCCAGUGGUCCCAAAACCACUCGACCUCCCUGAGUUCAACGUGGUCAUGUCCCCCAUCGGCAGCGGCGUGUUCAAACCGGAGGUGGGCACCAGAGCUCUACCUGAACCGGUGAAGCAAAUAUUCCUGCCCCCGGCGGCCACAACUGCCCCACCUCCCCAGUAUGGCAACGUGGAUGCUCUUUGCCACUUGGACCGCAUGUACGUGAGGAUCAAGAAGGAGCUCUUCAGCAAGCCGGGGGACGCCUGGCAGUACCUGAAGAUUGGGACAUGUGAAGUUAACCAGGCCACUGCUGACCACUACUACUUCCUCUACUACUUGAAGGGCUGUGGCUUAAAAUAUGAGGAGAAGGAGGACUACUCAACGUUUUCCAACACGCUCACCUACAACCCUCCUUCCACGGGGCCAAUCCUCAGAGAACUGCCGUUUUCUGUCAACGUGCUUUGCAAAUACUACAAACACUUCUAUGCCUAUGCGCACGGUUAUCAUCCAGAGCUUAGAGCGGGCACUGUGUUUGCUCCGCUGUUCCCGUAUUCCCAGUUCACCCUCAGACCAUAUGAUGAUAAAUGGGAGCCGCUCAAGCCUUGUCACCGCUUUACCAUUGGCAAGCCGAUGUAUUUUGAGGCCAAAGUGCCACCAACCAACGGUGCCGUGCGGACCUACAUCAACCAGUGCUUUAUCACUCCCACCAGUGAUCCCAACGCCAACCCCAGAUAUACUGUGAUUGACAACAAUGGAUGCAUGGUGGACAGCAAGGCAAGUACAAGCUCCAAAUUCAUUCCACAUGCCGAUAAGACCGCUUUAAGAUUCUCUAUCGGGGCAUUUGUCUUCAGGGACUCUGCUGCGCUGCCUACAGGAGGAAGGGCUCUCUACCUGCAUUGUGAAAUCAUUAAAGGACCAGUGACCCCCAGCCCUAGUCUGAAGUCCUGCACCUAUUGCAAUAAAAAGUGGACGGAGCUCUAUGAUAAUACGACCUCUGUGUGCUCCUGCUGUGAGGCCACAUGUCCCUCUGCUGUGCCGGCAGACUCCAGGAAAAUGGUCUCUAGUGACCCGUGGAAGUUGGCUAUGGCAUCUGAAGCGCGGCUUGAGAAGGCGGCGGCUGUUCCGGACCUCAUAGAGGCAGACGACUUGGUCGAUGGAUUUGAAAAGUACUGGGGCAGUUAAUAUCCUGAAGCACCAACUUGUGGAAGUUGAAAUAAAAUCUGUUUUUACAUUAA
Molecule: messenger RNA, 1803 nt
Organism: Alosa alosa (allis shad)
Lineage: Eukaryota; Metazoa; Chordata; Actinopteri; Clupeiformes; Clupeidae
Gene: zp3c
Product: zona pellucida glycoprotein 3c
Exons: 10
Coding region: 308-1750 (480 amino acids)
Biological process (GO): positive regulation of acrosome reaction; egg coat formation; binding of sperm to zona pellucida
Cellular component (GO): extracellular matrix
Molecular function (GO): acrosin binding
Source: RefSeq, a predicted model, not a curated record